AUGGGCAUCUUCAGUUCCAAGUCGACUCGUUCGGCUACUCCCACCGGACAUGGAGGCAAGGCCGACGAUGAGCAUCCCCUCACCCCCUCCACCAAGGAGACAAAGGCUCUCAACGGAGGCAAGACCAAAGAUGACAACUCCACCCUCCAGAUUUCGGAAGCUGAUGAACCAGGUGGCUCAGUGAGUGGAAGUCAUCCGAAAUCCAUUGAGGACCGCACCCGAAACGGAGAGGUUGCUGCCCACUUUCACCAUUCUUGCCCAUCAACUCGUCGCUUCACUGGAAACUUCCAUCACCGUCGCAGUUCUACUUGCCAUAUUCCUCACUCGUCUCGUCAGGCAGCCGAGGAUUACUUCAGCUACAAGCACCACACCGGUUCCGGUAUCUCAUGGUCCGACAAGGCCUACGACACGAUUAUACCUGAGGAAAAAAAGGACAAGAAAUAG
Molecule: messenger RNA, 444 nt
Organism: Clonostachys solani
Lineage: Eukaryota; Fungi; Ascomycota; Sordariomycetes; Hypocreales; Bionectriaceae
Source: the annotation of a GenBank genome assembly